Molecule: messenger RNA, 3623 nt
Organism: Patiria miniata (bat star)
Lineage: Eukaryota; Metazoa; Echinodermata; Asteroidea; Valvatida; Asterinidae
Product: transmembrane protein 222-like
Exons: 6
Coding region: 108-701 (197 amino acids)
Source: RefSeq, a predicted model, not a curated record
AGUUCAUUGGUUAUAAUAUUUCCUUUCACUGGUAAUCAGAAUGAUCGAAUAUAAUAAAACAACGAAGAGUUCGCGCGGUACCAUCGAGUUUAUUUUUAGAUUGUAAAAUGUCAACUACUCGCUUGAUGGAUUCGCAGCAUCAAGACGUCAAAUUUGGUCCUCCUUCAGACAAACACAACACCGAUAUGCAUCGAGACGUGAAAGUCAGUGUGUAUGAUCCUCAGCCUAUCGAUCACAGGCGAACUAGGUAUCCUUACUGCGUCGUAUGGACACCGAUUCCGUUUUUAACAUGGAUUUUCCCGUUUAUUGGCCACAUGGGAAUAGCUAUGUCAUCUGGCGUCAUUCGGGACUUUGCAGGUCCUUAUUAUGUAUCAGAAGAUGACAUGGGCUUUGGAAAGCCGACCAAAUACUGGAUGUUGGACCACGCGCAGGCCAAGUCCAACUCAUGGGAUGUCAGCAUAUCGGAGGCUUCAGAAGAAUACAAAAACAGAAUGCACAAUCUGUGUUGUGAUAACUGUCAUUCGCACGUUGCAAUGGCGCUGAAUUUGAUGCAGUACAAGAGGCAGAGUUGGAAUAUGAUCAAGCUGGCUUUCCUCAUGCUGAUAUAUGGCCGAUAUGUUGGGAUUGGUGGAUUUCUGAAGACAUGGUUGCCAGCGAUCAUAUUGUAUGGCAUCAUCAUUGCGUUGGUGUUGAUUCUGUGAUGGAUAGUUACCGCAAUGUUCUGAGAUCCAGAGUUAGUAGGAGUUGCUUAGUUAACCAGCACUUGACAUUCAAUGGGGUACCGAAGUGUGACGUCAGCUAUCAUUGUUGUGGUUCACGCUCUGAUGUCUUCACACACUAAAGCCUAGUGCAUGGAACAGAAUACGUGGCGCACUUCGGUACUCUAUACAAGGGUUUCAUAGUAAAGUGCACCAUAAAGUGCAUGUAAAAAUUGGAUUCAGCCUCAAUCCUCCAAAAUCAUUUGUUAAUUCUUGAUUUUGUUCAGUGGAGGGACGACCAUGUUAUUCUGUUAAUGGGUUGAGGCAGUGCAGAUGACAUUCAGAAGUCGUGCUGAUGAUAUCCCUAUUUGGAUUGCAUAAUGCAAAAGUCAAUUAUGGCUGAACAUAAACAAUGCUGGGUACAGCCUACAAACUCGACCAAUGUGUACUCAAAAAAUCAACCGACAUUUUUGGAGGAUUGAGGGUUAGGGUUAACCUUUUUUCACCUAUUUUGUUUGUUUAUAUAACAAAAAUUUGUUUACUGUAAUAGGGUGCAUGAUUGCCCAACUUUGUUGUCACACCGUGAUGGUCCACUUUUAAAACACACGUGCUCAGAAUCACUUGAUCACCAGAAAAAUGGCUUUAUAUUUGAGAGUUUUUGAGAUCUAGCACAAUGUUUUUUAGUAGGACCCAUCCAGCUAACUUAGAAGAUAAUAUGUCAAUAUAAAGAACCUUCAACAACAGAGCGUUAAAAAUAAAUUUUGAUGUUGGUUCCUUUCUGAAUAUCGCAAAACCUUUGCAUGUAUUACACGUCAUCCGACGCGAACUGGUUAAGUAUGGUUUUGGUGCACUGUGUUGUGUAAGACACAUGAAUUGGUGGGAGUGCAAAAGCUUUUAUGCUGGGGUGUGAAUAAACAUCCAUUUUGAAGGAUAUUUCACUCAAAAUUCUGAAAUAUCAGUAGUACUUGUUAGAUACUGUAAAUAAUUAACAAUGUUUCUACAAUGCCUGAAGAAAUCCCUGUCAUCUAGUUGGUAGGUCGUUGAUCACACGUCAAUGAAUAAUUCGUCCCAACCCAUGGCCCUGUUGCUCCGCAAAAAAAUAUAAGUUCUAUUCCAUGGUAAAUAUAAGUUGCAUCGCAAGGUCCUUGCUCUAUGCUGUGACGAAUCAGACGACGAGGAUUCAUUCAGGUUUUGUAAAAAACAUGUAACACAAAGACUGAAUGUUUCACAUUCGUGCAAUGGAAAGAAUAAUUUCAUUUGUUGACAGAUGGAAUAUUCCGUCUGUCUGUCGCCAAAUAAAAUUAAUUUUACCACAGAGUACCGAAGUGAAUACAUCAUGCGCACAAAAUACGUGUUAAAGACGUUAGCACGUAUUUCAGCCUGUGAACCAACACGCGCACGUACUCCAUUCAUUUCCACUACGUUUUCUGGUUCUAAAUGACGUCACACUUCGGUAUUCUAUUGCACUUAAAAACAUUCAUCAUUUGUAUAAUGUUUUAAAAUCUUGAUACAAGUGUACAUUUUGGUUUUGAGUUGUGUUGUAAACUCUAAACAAGAAAUUACUAUUUUAUUAAUGAUCAAAACAAUAAUACCACUUGAAGCAAUAGCAGUCUGUUGCUGUAAGAACUGCAGCCAGUUUUAGUCUCUGUGCAAAGAAUAGUAGAUGGUAGAUGUAAAAAUUGAACAUUAGUAUCCUUUCAACACCCCAUUUCACAAAGCACUGCGACGACUCGCGGUGCGUCGUACAAUACAUUUCACAAAACUUGCAAUGUGUUGACACGUUGUUAGUUCCUUGACAAUGAUUUAAAACACGUCCCAAGUUACGACAUGUCCAAUUUCAAAGUAGCUAUACAGUCCACCGUGAGCUUGUUUCCUUUAAAAGUGCAUCACCCGUCCACCAUUUUGUUUUACAUUUUAAAAACUAUUCGAGAUGCGUUCUGAUGACUCUUUGUUGAAUAUCAGAAGACGAUUUACUGUAUGCUGAACAAAUAAAUACAACAGUCACCGUGUUAUGCUAUAAAUACACCGACACGUUUUGUGAAAUGAAUCGCAGGACGCUUUGCAGCUGCGAUGCAUCGUAGGGAUACGACGCGUCACAAGAUACGAUGAGUUUCGUGAAUCAGGUGCAGGCUUCACAACAUAAAAAACAAUGAGGAAUUAAUUCUCAAGUCUGUACGAGUUCUUAAGGAUUAGGGGUGGGCACUGGAGUUGGUUACCCAAGAACCUGACCACUGAUGUUAGGAAGCAGUUCCAGAUUAUGGGAUUCAGUACCCGUAACCAACUUCACAAAUAACUUAGUAACUUCCAAGACAAUGAAAAAGAAACCUUUUGAAUACCAUUCAUGGGAGUUUCCAAAAUGAAAACCAGGCUUCAAAGAAAACCAAAACAGAUUUCAUGUUAAUAUUUUAUCACACCACAGAUGACCCUCAUGAAAACUGCAGUUCACACCAUAAAGCUAUGAAGCCCUUCAGACAACUUUUGGGGUUCGAAUCUUGGGUUGGGUUUCUAUCAAGGGUACCCAUGUUUAACUUCAAUACGUACCCGGUUCCCGUACAACCUGUAAAUACACACCACUACCAGUUUUAAAAGCCAAUCACAUUUCUUAUGAACACUUUAAGAUGGAAUAACAUAUUGGAACAUAGCUGUGCCAAUUUAUUUCUGAUACAAUUCGAGUCUGCAAUUUUGAUGGGAGUUGCAUGUAAAUACUGUAUUUAUUUCAAUUGGAAUUUGUACAUUUGGUUUUGUUGAUUCAAUAAACAAGAAGAAAUUAUUAUUCAUAAAUACCCGAGUCAGUUUACCCAUUCCUACUGGUCAAGAGCCCAUCACGUGGGUGGGUUUAAACGGGUGAUGAAACACCGACUGGUUCUAACCACUUUUUUUGUCUGGCACUGCUGCAUUCUGCGCCGCAUUGUGCAGUAUGUGCCA